Molecule: messenger RNA, 2559 nt
Organism: Macrosteles quadrilineatus (aster leafhopper)
Lineage: Eukaryota; Metazoa; Arthropoda; Insecta; Hemiptera; Cicadellidae
Product: protein ECT2-like
Exons: 15
Coding region: 38-2227 (729 amino acids)
Biological process (GO): activation of GTPase activity; mitotic cytokinesis; regulation of cytokinesis, actomyosin contractile ring assembly
Cellular component (GO): cell cortex; nucleus
Molecular function (GO): guanyl-nucleotide exchange factor activity; GTPase activator activity
Source: RefSeq, a predicted model, not a curated record
GCACAGGAUAUCAUGAAAUGACCAGCAAAAACCGACCAUGAAGUUCAACGGACGAUUUGAAGGAGAACAAGAUCUUUAUCCCCUACAAAUAUGUUUUGUCGACAAAGUGGAUGGCAAGAUCCUAGAAGCUGCAAUGAAAUUUGAUCUACCCAUUCUUGAAUCAGAUUCAAACAACAACGACAUGGCAGAACCUUUAACUCGCACUAUAUAUGUUUUCAACGACUUUGAGGAUCAUAAAAUGUUUCCUAUAAUUGAAAAAACUCCAAUAACAUGGAUUCUCGGUCCAACAGCUUUAGAGGAAAUAUCUCGAAACCCUGAUUUGGAGCUGAGAUCCAAACCUACAUUCUGUACUUUCCUGUAUGGGUUGGUAUUUUACAUCAACUGCCCUGAGAAUGUUUCAUUGAUGAGACGUCUGGUAAGACUGAUCAAGUGGAUGGGUGGAAGGUUCUCGAAUAGACCCAGCAGGCGCACAACCCAUAUGAUUUCUACCCGUGCCAUAGCUGAGGGCUACACAUACUGCAUAACCUUUGACGUCCCCAUCCUCACUCCAGAUUGGGUAGAAUACUGCUGGCUACAUAGGGGCUUACCUAACUUUGAUAUCACUAAAGAUAUGAAUACCUUCAGACUUAAAAUGUGCGCUGGUCUUUACAUUGCCUUCAAAGGACCUUCAACAGAAGAGUUGAAGGAAUUGGAAUCUGCAGCAACAACAAAUGGAGCAGUUAUAGUGCAGCUUGAUGAUUUACGUUGUACCCAUUUGGUUGUUUCGCAUGAUGUGGAAAUUCAUUUGAACCUCUCAGAUAUUCCGACUCACAUCAACUUUGUAGUCCAAGAAGAAUGGUUCAUGGCUACAAUCAGGCGACAGCACAGAGUUUCGGAGGACCAGUAUCUUUGCUUCCCUACAAGGGAAAUAAAAAAAAAGCUCUGGCAGAAAAUGGGUGCUGAUAAAAAAUCCAUCGAUAGUAAGGAAAGGCCAACGUUUGAUCAAUCUUUACAUGACGUUUCAGAUAAAAAUAGAAAAAAGGAAAUACAAGAUGUAAAAAGGAAGUAUGCAUUUGAGGAUUUAUAUUUCAAAGAGAAGAACUAUGUUUGCUGUUUGAAACAUCUGUGUAAGAUGCAGGAUUUGGCUACCAAUCGACUUCAUCAUGAUGGGGCGAUUCUGAACGAACCUGAGGCAAAAGCAAUUUUUGGAAAUAUAGCAGACCUGGUCAAAGUUCACCAAGAAUAUUUGGAUUAUUUAGAAAAAACUCUGAAAAAUUGGGAAAAUGAUGCUAUAACAGUUCAUCAACUAGUAAUAUCUAAAGAUGAGCUAUUGAAACAGUACAUUAUUUACACAGCAAACUACAAGGAAAGUGUGAGACUUUUGGAAGAGAGUGAGAGAACAAACAAGCGUUUUAGGCAGCUGCUAGAAAACUUUAAACUUGGAAAUAAGGAACACCCAAAAUAUAUUUUUAUUCGUCCUAUCCAAAGAUUAUGUAGUAUUGUCUUGCAGAUUCAAGAGAUACGAAAAUACACAAGAGAGAACAACCCUGAUAUGGAAUUUUUGGAUACGGCUAUCGAGACAGUAAAAGAUAUUUUGCAGAAGAUAAAUAAAACUCAAGAACUGGCUGAACAAAUUCAGGAUACCCACGAAAACCAAAACUAUAUGGAGUAUUUGCAAGUGACUCCUUACCAUGGUGAGUUGAUUGUUCAGUUUUCUGCUGUAGAACCCAGUCUUACAGGCACUCUAUCGAAUGUUCAAGUGAUGUUCUUCUUAUUCAGUAACAUCCUAGAGGUAGCCAAGAUAAAAACAAAAUACUUCCAGUUUCAAAAACGGUAUGUGCAUGUGGCAACGAUCCCCUUGUCUAUGAUAAUGAAUGUGAUAGAGUUUGAGGGAGAGGAGGAUGAUAACCAAAAUCUAUUUGGACUAACAGUCAAGACUAGGAAAAAGGAGGGGACUUGUAUUUACUGUUUUAAAUACUCAAGUAAAGAUGGUCUCCAGCUCAAAGAUAUCCUUCAGUUGAUUGCAAAGAGGUUGGUUACAAAGGGUUCAUCACAAUCAUCUGGGAAUUUGAUUCAAUCCCUCCCCAUUUCUGGAACUAGCAUUUGUCAACUUACCAAAUGCAAGGAAAAAACGUUUAACAUUAACCCAGCAAGGGAUCUGUUGAGUGUACCCUUUGGAGACACAAAACAAAACUUAAGAAAAUCUCGAAGUUGUGGUGAUUUAGUUGAUCUCUCAAAUGUGCUUUAAGGAAUUGUGGCCAUAUAAUGGACCUUUCUUGUGCUUUGUGGAGAUGUGGCAAUAAAAUUGACCUCCAAGCUUAAGAACAAGAAGUAACUGGCCUCUUAAAAAAAUAACCCAAAAAGAAUGGUUGAUUUGAAAAACUGUCAAAAGAGGAUAUAGAAGGCUAGUUUCAAGAACUUUAAAGUGCUUUAAAAAAAAUUUAUUUUGAUAUUAAAUAAAGACUACUGUAUUUUAAUGUAUUAGAGACAAUUUUAAAAAUGUGUUUUAACAAUUGUAAGCUAUGUCAAUACACAAAUAGAAAAAAAAUAUGAUUUUUACUAGGCUCAAUGAAUGCUCAA